Messenger RNA from Pyrgilauda ruficollis (rufous-necked snowfinch), 814 nucleotides. RefSeq names its product adaptor related protein complex 4 subunit sigma 1 (gene AP4S1). The transcript is spliced from 7 exons. Bases 370 to 804 code for a protein of 144 amino acids. Gene Ontology annotation, cellular component: intracellular membrane-bounded organelle. The record is from RefSeq and is a predicted model, not a curated record. Gene Ontology annotation, biological process: vesicle-mediated transport; protein transport. NCBI's taxonomy places the organism in Eukaryota, Metazoa, Chordata, Aves, Passeriformes, Passeridae.
GGGGCCCGGCCGGGCGGUUCCCUUGUGCCCCGGGUGACUGUCGGAAGUGGCGGCGAGGCUCGGUUCGCCCCGCCACUCGGGAGUGCCGAACGCCUGGAAGAGUCGGCGGGAAUGCGGCCAGGCCGGGGCCCGCGUCCUAAAGCGCAGCGCGGGUCCGACACUUCUGAGACUCUGCGCGGUUUAAUGGGCCAGACUCGUGCUGAUUCAGAAGCCCAGGGCAGCAGCAGUGACCAGCAUCCACGACUCUGCUGUCAGAGUGACGCAGCAGGAGUGUGUUCCUCAAGAGGCUCCACGUGCCUGGAAGAGAAAUACUUUUCCUGAUUCCUGCACCCAAAAUUGAAAUCUACCGCUGAAAUCAACAAAAAAGAAAUGAUAAAAUUUUUUCUUAUGGUUAACAAACAAGGUCAAACAAGACUGUCCAGGUAUUAUGAGCAUGUGGAAAUUAAUAAACGGACAAUGCUGGAAGCUGAAGUAAUCAAAAAUUGUCUUUCCCGUUCGAAGGAUGAGUGCUCUUUUGUUGAGUAUAAGGACUUCAAGCUGGUGUACCGACAGUAUGCAGCCCUCUUCAUAGUUGUUGGCAUCGACCAGACAGAGAAUGAGAUGGCAGUAUAUGAAUUAAUUCAUAAUUUUGUGGAAGUUUUGGACAAAUACUUCAGCAGAGUGAGUGAAUUAGAUAUCAUGUUUAAUUUGGACAGAGUGCACAUCAUUUUGGAUGAAAUGGUGCUAAAUGGCUGCAUCGUGGAAACAAACCGGAACAGAAUUCUUGCCCCUCUGUUUGUGCUUGACAAAGUGGCAGAAGGCUAGGAAGAUGCAA